Molecule: messenger RNA, 384 nt
Organism: Trypanosoma grayi
Lineage: Eukaryota; Euglenozoa; Kinetoplastea; Trypanosomatida; Trypanosomatidae
Exons: 1
Coding region: 1-384 (127 amino acids)
Source: RefSeq, a predicted model, not a curated record
AUGCCAAAUGGUGAAUUUAGUGGUAGAGAAAAGGGCAGUGUUGUCAGCAAAGACAUCCCCGCUCCAACUUCCAGCGAGGCAGAGAGCACAGAAACAGACAACUCCGUCACAGUGAGUGACGCCGACCACACUGCCCCCACAUCCACACCUCAAUCAGGGACCAACACCGAAGGGGCACCCAACGCUGAUGCCGGCACGUCCACCUCUGCGGGAGAGGGCGUGAAGCUUCCUGACCGCAACACCGACGCCAGCAGCAGCAGCACUGCGUGGGUGCGUNUGACGCCGAUCACACUGCCCCCACAGCCACACCUCAAUCAGGGACCACCGCCGAAGGGGCUCCCAACACUGAUGCCGGUACGCCCACCUCUGCGGGAGAGGACAUGA